AACACGUCACCUCUCGCCCACACCUCAAAGUCAGCACAAGUCUCCGAUCACUUUGCCACUUGCGUCCUGCUCCGAGUCGUCCGUGCCGUGACCCGCCCCCGAAGCCGCAUGGAGACCAGCUUGACCAUCAGCAACGUCGAGCCGGAGCCGCUCGAUCUGCCCGUCGACGCCAGCGACGCCACCGACGAACUCAUGAAGCAGCGCACAGGCAAAGUCACCUCUUCGUCUACCUCCUCCAAUCCCACCUCCUCCUCCUCCUCAUUAGACGCCACGAAGCAGCAGGAUAAAGACGCCGCCAAGCCCCUAAUGGGCUCCUCGCCCACCACCAGGAGGCUGGCCUACGCGCUGGCGCUGGCCAUGAUCCUCGUCACGUUCUACAGCUUCCCCAUGCACCACCACUUCCACGGCCGCAGCGGCAAGAACGCGCGCUACGUGUGGUGGUGCGGCUGGCUCACGGCCAUCGCCACGGGGCUCGGCGCGCUGCCGUUCUACUGGAUCCGCGACCUGGACAAGUUCUGGCUGGGCAUCUGCAACGGCCUGGCCGCGGGCAUGAUGAUCGCGGCCACGGGCUGCCUGUUCUACGAGGGCUGGUACCUGCCGCAGGCGGCUGACUACGCCGUGUCCGUGAGCUACCGACUGCUGCUGGGCGCGUUCCUGGGCGUGCUCUUCAUCAAGUUCACCAAGGUCUUCCUCGAGGACUACGAGGACGUGUCGGUGUGCGGCCUCAAGGGUCUGGACGCGCGCAAGGCGCUGCUCAUCAUGGCCGUCAUGACGCUGCACUCGGUCUCGGAGGGCAUCGGCGUGGGCGUGUCGUUUGGCGGCGAGGGCGGCAUCCGACGCGGCCACAUCGUCACCAUGACCAUGGCCAUCCACAACAUCCCGGAGGGGGUGGCCAUCAGUCUGUCGCUCGUGCCGCGCGGGCUCAGCGUCUUCUACGCCGUGCUGUGGUGCAUCAUGUCGAGCGCGCCGCAGCCUAUCUUCGCGGUGCCGGCCUUCCUGUUCGUGGAGCAGUGGCUGCCGAUCCUGCCGUGCGGCUUGGGCUUCGCCGGCGGCGCCAUGGCCUACGUGGCCGUGCAGGAGCUGCUCCCGGAGUCGCUCGAGGACACCAAGUCCGUGCCCACGACAGUGUCGGCCACUGCGUUUGCCUUCAUGGUGUUCCUGACCAUCCAGAUCGCGCUCAGCGGCUCCCUUUAAGUCGGAGCGAAGUUAAAAGCUGCGUGUGGGGAUAGAUGUACUACUUGUGUAUUUUGAAGGCCAUGACAAGCCGCCGCACGACGAGAGAGACGCAAGCGCAGCGAGCGAGUGAGCACGAAAGGGAUUAACGACGCUACCAAAUGCAAACCUCCAACUAUUUAGCCAACACAACCAUCAACUCAUUGGCGUUGGCUCGAAACGAAACGGUCCUUCUGAUCAUGAGGCGUCGCAGGAAGCCAGAUCCUGAAGUUCAGCUGUUCAGGACCUGAACAGCCACCUCUCCUCGAACGAAGUCCGUUGAGCACACAAGCCAAAAAGCCAAGAAAGCUCAAGCCAAGCAAAUCCGAGCCAUGAAGCUAUCCACGUUGAUCCUGGCGCUCGUGGCCGUCUCGCAGCUGGGCGGCAGCUCGGCCAGCGAGGCCUCCGACAUCAUGCGGCGCCAGCUGCGCGUGGGGAAGGCCGUGGCCUCGCUCUUCGAGAACCAGCACCAGUCGGCUCGCGACCUGCAGGAGCGCACCAUGCAGGACGA
Phytophthora sojae is the source of this 1723-nucleotide messenger RNA. RefSeq lists its product as hypothetical. NCBI's taxonomy places the organism in Eukaryota, Oomycota, Peronosporomycetes, Peronosporales, Peronosporaceae. The record is from RefSeq and is a predicted model, not a curated record. The coding region runs from base 109 to 1194 and encodes 361 amino acids. Gene Ontology annotation, molecular function: zinc ion transmembrane transporter activity. Gene Ontology annotation, biological process: zinc ion transmembrane transport. Gene Ontology annotation, cellular component: membrane. The transcript has a single exon.